AUGGCACCCCUUGAUCUUCCUUCGAGCACCGACGUCGUGUUUGUCGAUACUCUCCGCGUAUCAGCCAACAUCGGCCGGGACUGGUGGGGCAAAGCACGAGCACAGCCCAUUGAAAUCACAGUAUACCUCCACCUAGAAGAAUCCUACCUCCAAACCUCAGGCAAAACAGACAACGUCCUCGACUCUGUGCACUACGGCCAUCUCACCAAGACAAUCAGCACCCUCAUCAAGGAACGGUCGUCCGAAGAGGAGGCAGGGGAGAGAAGCAGCGGGUUUGCAGAUGCCGAUGAUCUGAUACAGGCUGUCAGCGAGCGCGCGUUCGAUCUGGCUGGCGAUGCAGCUUCCGAAGUCAGGGUGGUUCUGGGUGUGCCGAAGAUGAUUCUCCUUGCCAGCGGCUUCUCUGUAGACACAACGAUCGCCAAAGGCCCACCUCAUUUUAUGUCAUCGAAGAAUGUUUCUGUGAACGAUAUCGUCCUCCCAGUCAUUAUCGGCGUCAAUCCUCCGGAACGAGAAGAAAAGCAACGCGUUAUUAUUAACAUUACCUUUCACGAAAACACGGAACUGUCUCAGGUGAAAUCCCCCGAUUACAAGCAGAUCGUCUCGGGCCUUUGCAAGGAAAUUGAACCUACGUCCUAUCUCACCCUCGAGAAAUUCGUAAUGGAAAUUGUCCGGUUCUGCUGUCUCUCAUCCGACAAAGUUGCGGGCGUAACUGCUCGAGCCCAAAAACCCAGCGCUCUUAGCUUUGCACAAUCCUCCGGAGUUCAAAUAACCCGAACACGCGAAAUAUUCCUGUAA
This is a messenger RNA of Psilocybe cubensis, 795 nucleotides long. RefSeq lists its product as uncharacterized. The record is from RefSeq and is a predicted model, not a curated record. The transcript has 2 exons. Gene Ontology annotation, cellular component: cytoplasm. Gene Ontology annotation, biological process: folic acid-containing compound metabolic process. NCBI's taxonomy places the organism in Eukaryota, Fungi, Basidiomycota, Agaricomycetes, Agaricales, Agrocybaceae. Gene Ontology annotation, molecular function: dihydroneopterin aldolase activity. Bases 1 to 795 code for a protein of 264 amino acids.